Anopheles stephensi (Asian malaria mosquito) is the source of this 3444-nucleotide messenger RNA. Its product is annotated as tektin-4. The transcript is spliced from 8 exons. Gene Ontology annotation, biological process: cilium assembly; cilium movement involved in cell motility. The record is from RefSeq and is a predicted model, not a curated record. Gene Ontology annotation, cellular component: nucleus; microtubule cytoskeleton. The coding region runs from base 1646 to 3181 and encodes 511 amino acids. NCBI's taxonomy places the organism in Eukaryota, Metazoa, Arthropoda, Insecta, Diptera, Culicidae.
GCAUUUAGGAGGCACUUAGAGGAUCGUAAUACAAACACUUUGUUCGGCCGGCACGGCUCGUCUUCACGGUGUUUGCAUGGGUGGACGUGCGAGCGCUGGCAAGCAAAAAUACGUUUGUAGUGAGAUCGAUCGCAAUCAUCAAUCAAGUUACCCCGCAGCGAUCUCACAGCCUAUUGCGACGUGCGCAAGGUUUUCAUUUAACGUUGUGCAGUGCAAUCGAUCGGCAGCAGCUCCGCAGUUGCGAGUAUUCGGCAGUACAGUUUGGUCUCGUUUGUACCCGUUGGAAACGUCGAAAUGGCUUCUAAAUCUGCUUUCAAAUGCCGUGCCCAUGCACACGGCGCCAAACGCAGAGAAAGUAACCACACUGCGAGAGCCUGCUGCACCGCUGGCAAGCGAUGUCGGAGUAGUUGAAGGCGUGUCGGAAGCAGAGUCCUUCGAUAAGGAAGCAAUGGUACGUUCCGUGCACCAGCUAGAGGACAUCCUGCGUCGUCCGAUUUCCGAUGAGCUGCUGAGAAAAGUGUGCUUCAGCGAAAUGUUGCUAGUGUGCGACGGCAGCGAGACCAUCGUCGGUGGGGCCGCCAUCAGCGUGAGCCUGAUUGCGGAAGAAGUGUUGGCGGCAUUUUCCAGUACGAGACUUACAUUCCUUGGACAUUCUACGGCUGAAAGUGAGCUGAUGUCAUUUGCGGACAGAAACUGUCGCCCGCUGCAGGAGCGAAAAUGUGAAACGUUGUUUUCCGGCACUACCAGGCAGGAGAAACAAAUACAGCUCUACUUUGAUGAGGCCCACAACGUCACAGCGUAUCGGCAGGAAAGUAACGGACUGCGCACCGAAAGCUUCCACGGGAUGCUGUCGGGACCGGAUGGAAAGGCAGCGGAUAAUAGUGACAUGAGACAGACCAUUUUACCCGACGGAUUGCAAUUGCUACUGCUGCGCUAUUUGGUGUUGAGCAAUUUCGUAGGCGAAAUCUGUAGCCAAACGAUCGAUGUUCAGGGAAGGGUUGGAAAUUGUAUCCAUAAAAUUGCAGCUGCGGUUCCAGUGCCGAAAUCACGACGACAGAGUAAUGCAUCCGAAGAAGCAGUAAAAGAAGUUCGCAAAACAACUUGGUACUCGGACGGCACGGUUCCGGAGGAAAGCGUAUCACAUUACGAUUCCACGACUGGUCGGCUGCUUAGGCACGGUUGGAACGGUUCGAACUAUAUCCUUAUUGCGAACCCUCUCGGAAAGACAGCACCUACCGGACUGAUGGAUCUCGCGCGAAGCAUGCAAGAUUACGUACAAGCGUUGUCAAGCGUGAUCAAAAAUCGUGCCUCUGUGAAGGAAUUCCUGGACGAUGUACAUUGCUCGGUGAAAGAAAUGGAACGGUGUAAGAAUAUUGUAAAUCCUGUAUUAAUUGAUAUAAUAAAUGAGAUAUGAAAUAUAUGAAGCAUUUGGCAAGCAACAUGACUAUCUGUGUCCGCGACGAACCGUCCAGGAAUAAACAAGGAUACCGUCGUCUAGGCGUUCCGUUCCGUUGUCCUAGUGACGCUCUUUAUAGCAACAUAAUGAGCAUUGCUGGAGUAAAUGAUUCCGUACAAGUCUAGGUAAGCCAUGAGCGUUGGGCUGGCUUUUUAAGUAUUUGCGAUUGAAAUUUCAGUAAAGAUAGAAAUGGCUCAACUCAACUGUCCACCCUGUACGCCGUGCGCUUCCGUGUGCAUUGAACAUCAGCCAAUUCAAACGGAAACUUCCAUCGAUAAUCCGUUUCACAAGCCCAGGGAGCCAACGGCGGCGGACAUUCAUGCAUACCAGCAAGAGCUGCAAACGAGCCCGGUCGGAUUGCCCGCUAGCGAUCCACCGCCGUAUCUUCCGCAACGUGUUGGAAAUUCGGACGGGUAUCCUUUGGCGAAACCUAUGGGACCAAUUGGUCCGUGGGCGACGGGCCGCGUCGAUUGGGGUGCAUUGUCCGGACAAACCGGCACACGCCCCGUUGUCAACCAGUACUCGAUUACGCGUUACAGCGUAGAUGAGUGGCGUCAGCGAAAUGCGAAUAUGAUAAAUGCCUGCGAGUCCACCGUCGACCAAAGCGUGCAGGUGGAAAAUGCAAGUAAAAAUACCAUCAUUCGUACGUACGCCAUUGCGGACAAAACGCAAACGGAUUGCACCCACAGUUUGCACGUGCGAGCCAAAAAUAUAGACAAUUUAAAAUGUGAACUGAAUCGAGCCAUUUCCAGCAUGCAAGAAGAAAUAGCUGCGCUUGAACGACAACGGCGACGAUUGAAACAGUCGCUGGCGGUGCUUCGUAUGCCAGAAGCUAUCUCGAACGAGUGUUUGGAACGCCGUACGGGACGUCCGGACACUGAGCUGAUUCGCGAUCGGCCGGAAGAGGAAUUAAUACAGGAGAUAAGUUUGAUUUCGGAGAUUAAAGCGAUUCUACUCCAGACGCUUGCCAACAUCGAGCAACAGCAGAGCGACAACCGCGCCGUACGGCAGCGAAUGGAAUUUGACUGGAGCGAGAAAAAGGUGGCUCACGAAAACGAUGCCAUUAACUGCAAUCUUCGCAACCAGUCAACUAACACGUUGUUCAAACCCGGUGCUACCAGAUGCUCGAAUGAGCAAUCGACUGAAAUCUAUUGGGAAAAAUUUACACGUGAAACACUGGACAUGUACCAGAACUGUCGUCAUAAGUCGGAACAGUUGCGGAACACGCUGGAUGCGAUACUUACAAACGCUGCAAGGGAUUUGCGAACUCAAGCCGAUAGUGUGGAGCGGGCACUAGCUACGCGCAUUUCAUGCAUGGAAGAAAUUCGAGAAAAACUGGAGAUAGAUCUCCGGACGAUUCUGCAGCGCUUGGCAGACACCGAAAUUCAAAUUGAAAAGCUGAAGGUAGCCAUACGGAACAUGGAUUACUCUAUGAUGGUUGUGCAAACGCGUCUAGAUAAUCGCAAUCAGCGCCCGCGGGUGGAAAACUGUCGUGAUCAGCCGCAAAAUUUACUGAUUGCCGAGGUCAAAUCGCUUGAGGUGGGAACUUCUGCAAUGAACGCUCAGCUGAAACAGGAAGAGGACGUAAAGCAGGAGCUUAUCAACCGUCGCAAUGAAUUGGAGCGGGAAAUCAUGCUAAAGCGGCGCACUAUCGCAAUUGAUCGAGACCGUUGUCAACUGCUGCGAUCCCAUUUUCCUUCGUCCACUGCCUUGAGUGGUUACUGAAGCUGAACAUUUUCAACAGGAGCAGUAGCUGCCUUGACUUUGGUAAUCACAUUUUAUUAGUGUCUUUUGCGCUCUCCUUCUUUCUUCUAGCGCGCACUUAAUUAUUCACAAAUAACUCCCAGUCCAUCCAUUGCACGAGUUUGAAUGCUAGAUACACGGGAAUGAGCGUUAGUGAGAUGUACACGUAAUAACUGAGGUCUUCCUCCAUCGGAAGUACAUACUGAUUGAAUAAAACCGACGAAUUGUUGUGCUUUUCACGUAUA